CACGCUGACCUUCCCGGGCUGGGAGGGAGGAGCGCUGGCUGCGGGCGGUGGGCGGCUGGGCGGCCCCGGGAGCCGCCGCUCUCAGUCUCUCUAGGCGCAGCUCCCUUCGCCGCGUCCGGAGACCCUGGCAGGGCCCAGCAGCCAUGGCCCACUAUAAGACUGAGCAGGACAACUGGCUGAUCAUCUACUUGAAGUAUUUACUCUUUGUCUUCAACUUCUUCUUCUGGGUCGGGGGAGCAGCCGUCCUGGCUGUGGGCAUCUGGACCCUGGUGGAGAAGAGUGGCUACCUCAGCGUCCUGGCCUCCAGCACCUUUGCCGCCUCCGCCUACAUCCUCAUCUUUGCGGGCGUACUUGUCAUGGUGACCGGCUUCCUGGGCUUCGGUGCCAUCCUCCGGGAGCAGAAGGGCUGCCUCUCCACGUAUUUCUGCCUGUUGCUCGUCAUCUUCCUGGUUGAGCUGGUGGCGGGAGUCCUGGCCCAUGUGUAUUACCAGAGGCUGAGUGAUGAACUGAAGCAGCACUUGAACCGGACUCUGGCUGAGAACUACGGGCAGCCCGGAGCCACGCAGAUCACCGCCUCAGUGGACCGACUCCAGCAGGAUUUCAAGUGCUGCGGAAGCAACAGCUCAGCCGACUGGCAGCACAGCACGUACAUCCUGUCGCGGGAGGCCGAGGGCCGCCAGGUGCCCGACAGCUGCUGCAAGACAGUGGUGGCGCGCUGCGGCCAGCGGGCCCACCCCUCCAACAUCUAUAAGGUGGAGGGAGGCUGCCUCACCAAGCUGGAGCAGUUCCUGGCCGACCACCUGCUGCUUAUGGGGGCGGUGGGCAUCGGGGUGGCCUGCCUGCAGAUCUGCGGGAUGGUUCUCACCUGCUGCUUGCACCAGAGGCUCCAGCGGCAUUUUUACUAAUGGCCAACCACCUCCUCUUCCAACUGCCCCUCAGGACAACAGGUGGCCACAUGCCAUCUGCAAGG
Molecule: messenger RNA, 970 nt
Organism: Pan troglodytes (chimpanzee)
Lineage: Eukaryota; Metazoa; Chordata; Mammalia; Primates; Hominidae
Gene: TSPAN11
Product: tetraspanin 11
Exons: 8
Coding region: 144-905 (253 amino acids)
Cellular component (GO): plasma membrane
Source: RefSeq, a predicted model, not a curated record